AUGAGACGACAUCAUUUUAUCGCGUUAUUUUUAACACCAAGUUGUUGUAGUCGUUCUUCCUUACUAUUAUUACCAGUGACUAUGGUAAUACCGCGUAGAUUUGAGCGCCUUCCCUCUGGGCGAGUGCGGCUACCUAGGAAGGAGUCUAGUCUCUCUUCCACUUCUUCUUCAUCUUCGUCAGAGCAUGGAUCUACUGGGAAAGUAUUUGUGAACACCACUGGAAUGCCCGUUGGGGAAGUAGAGGAAGGUCGUCGUGGAUUUCUUGGUUUUGGUUCACGUGCUGGGCGUAAAAUGCCGCUUAAUCCUCUUGCAGCUUUAAAUCCAGAGAUUCGUGAUCCCAGUGAAGACCGAAGCACCUCUCGAUUUUUACUUGCGUUACAACAGUUGAAUGGCAAGCGAAGAAGUCGAGAACAAAAGAUGACAUUACAACUUUCAGCAGAACAAAAACACGAUAUAGUUAAUCGAUAUGCACAAACUCGUUGGUACGGAUUUUUGUGGUAUCCUGCUAGAAAUAUAACAGAGCGACAAUUUAAGUGGUGGCGUCGCUUUGCUCACCUUGCCCUCAUUGUGCUGAUGUUGUUUGGUUUAUUCAUCGCACUAUUGCUUUACUACCGUGAAAUGGAAACGGUACUUUUGCUGAGUCCUGAAGAUCGCCGUGAUUAUCAACAUAUAGUUUCUGGUAUGAGGUAUAGCGAGAUUUACCACCUUGCCAUGGAUGUUUUACAAAAGGAAGAUCCACUGGAAGCAUUACCGGCACCGGCGCGGUAUCAUUUAAUUCUUGAAGCUGCUAGGGAAAAAGGAUGGCAUCAGAUAGAUUGGGAACUUGAGGCGCGUACACGGUAUCCAUAUUCCCCAUUAGAUGAAAUGGAUUUUAUUCACAUGUUUUAUUGGGGAGUAAUUUACAUUGGCUCUGUAUUAACUGGGGGUGGAGAACUUUUCUCAGACCGUUUUGGCAAUCUAAUGGAUGUCAAGGGAGAAUAUAGACGGCGCGAGAUGGAAGAGAGUUUCGUGGAACACGGCCCAAUGCUUUCCUCCUCACACAAAAGCGAAGAAAGGGGAUGA
Molecule: messenger RNA, 1062 nt
Organism: Trypanosoma theileri
Lineage: Eukaryota; Euglenozoa; Kinetoplastea; Trypanosomatida; Trypanosomatidae
Exons: 1
Coding region: 1-1062 (353 amino acids)
Source: RefSeq, a predicted model, not a curated record